Messenger RNA from Culex pipiens pallens (northern house mosquito), 5511 nucleotides. RefSeq names its product protein wings apart-like (gene wapl). NCBI's taxonomy places the organism in Eukaryota, Metazoa, Arthropoda, Insecta, Diptera, Culicidae. Gene Ontology annotation, biological process: regulation of chromosome condensation. The transcript is spliced from 8 exons. The record is from RefSeq and is a predicted model, not a curated record. Bases 393 to 5081 code for a protein of 1562 amino acids.
UCGCCUGUAAAUACGGUCCUCGCGAGUGUGUCCGUCGGUGGUGUGUCGCGCGCGCGUUCGUUUUUUUCGGCCUUUCGACGCGAUUUUCGGUGUUUCCGGCGGGGGAAAAGUGCUCCCGCGAACCGUCCGCGGGUCGGCCGCAAUGGAUUACGGUGCCGGAAGUGGAUUACAGCCGGUGGAAUCGUGCUGUGGACGGAUUUUCGACGUUUUUUCAGCGCCAUCAGCAGCAGCAGUAGGCUUUGGCUGUGGUGUUGUGUGAGAGAACCGUGAAUUAGUGUGUUAAAUCUGUGUCCUCAGUGUAAACUAAUGACUUAAGGAAAAACUUUUCAACUCGAAUUAAGAUUUUAAAAACUCUUCAAACUGGCCAAGUUAAGCUAAACCACUGCAGCAACAUGUCCAAGUGGAACAAAAACCACGGGCUAAUCGUCCCGAUCGAUUCGCUGCUCAAGGAGAAGGAAAACACAAAUCGACCGGCUCCGCUCCGGUCGGCCGGCCUCGUUGGCCGCUGGGGCAUCACCAGCUUCACCUCGAUCCGGAACACCAGCUAUGAGUUCGAGAGCACCAGCCCGAAGGAGUCGGACGAGCUCAGCUGCUCGUCCAACCUGGCCAGCCUGUCGACGCAGCUGCCGGCGGCACCGAAGCCGAAAAAGUUCUUCAAAAGCCGCAACAACGCGCCGCCGGCCACGCCCGACCCGCACCGCCAGCCGGACGCGCUCUACCACCAGCAGAUCGUGCAGCACCAGGCGGCCCAGCUGCAGGCCCGCAUCCACCAGAAGGCGGGUGGAAGUCCGCCGUACGUGACGCCGCCGGCCGGGUUCUACGCCCAGCAGAGCGGCAGCUCCAAGUCGCCGGCGGCCAAGGAAGAGGUGGUUAAGGAAAAGAAGAAACCCGGCCGGAAGAAGAAAGUGAAACCGGUGGAGGCGGUGGCGGCGGCGGCGCCACCGCCUGCCGAUGGUGAGGAACUUCCGGUUGAUCCGGAAGUGGCUGCUCCGCCUGCAAUUGUGGAAGAGGCAGCUGCGGCACCAGCCACUCCAACCCCUCCCAAGAAGGAGAAAAAAGAGAAGAAGGAAAAGAAGCAGAAAAAAGUGAAAAAAGAACCGGAACCGACUCCGGAACUGCCCAAGCGCAACUCGACCCGCACCCGGAACAAGGUCGUCAACUACAAUGAAGACGACGACAGCUUCGACAGUCCGAUCCCGUUCCGGAACGAUACGCCGCCGGUCGGGCCGUCCAAGCUGGCGGCGGAGCCACCAGCUGCGGUGCCGGAAGAACCGGUUGCGGCGCCCGAGCCCGAACCGCAGCAGGUUGUUCCCGUGCCGCAAGCUAGCCCCGGCAAAGUGAAGGAACCGAAGACGGUGGUGGUUCCGGUGCCGUUGUCGUCCCCGUCCGUACUGGAGCAUCCGCCGAUCGUGCUGCGGAUAUCGAAGGGCACCUCCCGCCUGGUCAGCACCGACAGCGAGGACGUCCACUCGCCACCGCACGGCACAACACCCAACUCGGGCAGCGGCGCCGCUCCAAUAACCCCCUCCACGGCAACGCAUCAGUUGACGCCACCCCAGCAACAAAAUCAACAACAAUCCCUUCCACCACCACCCCCCUCCCCACCACCGGUCGUCCCACCGCUCAUCAUCAAACCUCCGGUCGCGCCGGAAGAGGCCGCCGCCCCCCGGAAGGACGACCUGAAGAUUAAGAUCUCGCUGAGCAAGUCGUCGCUGAUUAGCAACGGCGGAACGGGUUGUCCCGGCAAGCCGAAGAAGGAAAGCAAGAAGGAGCUGCGGCACUUCAAGAAGCGGGCCAUCGCGAGGGAGCAGAAGGGGUCGUCGCGGGCGGGCAAGCGGGUUAGGAGGGGGGAGGACGACGGCGAGGGAGAGGAAGCGGACGGCGAGGACGAGCAGCUGUUGGCGGGGGUGGCGGAAGAGCUGCGCGUGGAGCCGAUUCCGGCGCCACCGAGACCGUCGUUUCCGCUGCCGGGGACGGACGCGUACGAGCUGUACCGGACGUUGGCGUCGCCCUCCGGCGGGGAUGACUUUGACUCGCAGAGUUCGAUUCUGGGGAGUGCCUCGUCGUGUGCAACGCCCAAGCACGGAGGAAUAGCCGCGGCGGAAGACUGCCGGAUUAUUCAUAGUCGGGGUUCGAGCGAUUGCGGGAGCGAUUUGGAGCUGAGCCAGAAUAGUCAGAACAGUCAGAAUAGUUCGACGGCGGCGGCGCCUCCGUCGGAGAUUAACUUUGAGAGUGAGAACACGCAGGAGCUGGUGGAACCGGUGCGGGAGGAAGUGGCCGCUCCGCCGAAGGAGGAACGAGUCGAGGUUCUGAAGUUAAGUUUGAAGGGAACGCGAGCUACGCGGUCGACGCGAAGCUCCAGGAUGAAGGGCACGGUUGAGGUGGUGGUGUCGAAACCGGAACCGGUUCCGGUGCCGGCACCGGAAGUCGCCUCGCCGGCGGAACCACCGGUGAAAAAGUUCGGACGAGCGACCCGCCAGCGCAACAACAACAACAACGUGGUGAGCGCCACACCGGAGGAGAAGCUACCGGAAGUGGUUCCCCCGGUCGAACCCACACGGGAACCUUCCCCACCUCCGGUGGUGCAGAAAACCGUCACCCGGCAGUACAACCGGCGGAAGAAGAACGUCGUCCCGCCCGACUACCAACCGGAAGUGGCGGCGAGGCCACACGCCGCAGUGGAGGAGCCACCGCCCUUCACCCUCGCAGCCGAAUCCGCCCCCGCACUAGCCUCCAUCCAAACCACACCGGAAGAUCUCACCGUCGGUUCGCGGACGGCGGCGGAACCGACGCCACCUCCGGCAUCGGCCCCCCUUCCCGUCCAGGACGAAAACAAACCCGAACCUACAGAGUACAAAAUCAAGAACAAGUUCAAGCGCAGCUACUUCCGGGCGGAGGAGUUGGCCAAGCAGCGGGAAGCGGCCCAGUCGCAGGUUCUGGUCGAGUCGGCCCAGAACGUCGGGACGACGACGGUUCCUUCGGGUGCGUCGCCGGCCGCGGCACUGACCGUGCCACAGAUUAGCAUUCCAGCGAGCAGUCAGGAGACGACGUCGGACGGUGGACCCGGUCCGGUCAAGCUGGUGAUCUCCAAGAAGAAGGGCAGCAUUUUCAAGAGUCGACCGUUGGUCGGGAGUGCCGAGGCGGCUGACAAGAAGCGGCACGUGUACAAGCACAAGUGGGACGACGACGACGAUCAGGAAGGCAAGGAGAAGGCCGCGUUGGCCGAGCAGCAGAAGCAGGAGAAGGAGGUUGACACGUUCGAGGGGGAACCAUCGGGGCUGUCGCGAGUUCUCCGCGGGGGAACCACUUCCGGUGCGCCAACCGCCUUCGACGAGGACGACGACGACGAGUUCGACUUUGACGCCAAGCUCAAGUGCAACCGGAACGCCAAACCGUACUACACCGUCGUGCGGAACGUCAAAAAGGCCCACCAAAUCCAAGAAAUCGGCGAAUCGCAAGAAAUGGACGACGACGUCGAGUACAUCCUGUCCGCCCUCCAGUCCGACAACCCGAUCGCCACCCGCUGCCUCUCCGCGAUGACCCUCGCCACCAAGUGCAUGACGCCGGCCUUCCGGAUGCACGUCCGGGCGCACGGUGUCGUGACGCGCUUCUUCAAAGCCCUCCAGGACGCCCACCGGGACCAAAGUCUCGGCCUCUGCACCGCCACCAUCAUGUUCGUCCUCUCGCAGGACACCCUCAACAUGGAUCUCGACCGGGACUCGCUCGAACUGAUGCUGAACCUCCUCGACACGGACCACCACCGAACCGACGAACCCGACCCCGCAACCCGCGGCCAGCUCGAAAAGAACCGCCUCAAAGUGCGCGAACUGUGCGAGGAAAUCAAAAACUCCGGCAAGGCCAAACACAUGGACCUGGACGCCAUCACCGUCGGCUCCCUCGCCAUGGAGUCCCUCCUCUCCCUCACCUCCAAGCGUGCCGGCGACUGGUUCAAGGACGAACUGCGCAACCUCGGUGGGCUCGAGCACCUCAUCAAAACCGUCUCCGACUGCUGCCGGGAAAUCUCCGACUACGUGAUCGAGUGGACCGACGAGCUGCUGUCGAAGCUGCGCAAAAUCGAGCGCUGCCUGCGGGUCCUCGAGAACGUGACGCUCCUGAACGAGCAGAACCAAAGCUACAUCCUGAACUACAACGGUGGCAGCCUAGUGGCCACGCUGGCCAAGCUGUUCAAGCUGGUGGACGGCGAGGUGGUGCUGUACCCGACGAACGAGCGCACGCCCAAGGAGGACCGGGGGGCGGUGCUGCGGGAGGUCAUACCGCCCGUACUGAAGAUCUUCAUCAGCUUGACGCACCCGUUCAACGAUACCGCGUACGGCGCCGGCGUGAUCGGCUGCCAGCCGCACGUGAUCGAGACGACGCUGCACCUGCUGCUACGGGUGGGCGACUACGUGCCGCAAAAGUUCAUCUUCGAGAUGAACAUCCUGGUGCUGCUGUUCCUGAUCAACCUGUCGAUGUACACGCGGGCGAACCGCACCCGCCUCAUGACGGCCCACGCCCCCGACGAUUACGGCACCACCGCCGAGGAGGACAGCCCGCGGGACGAGAUGGCGGUGCAGGCGCUGGUCGAGUACUUUUACCGCCAGGACGAGCUGGCGAGGUACGCCGAAAAGAACACCGACGCCAUCCUGGACGCCAAGUCGAAGAAGAACGAGGACAUCGAGGAAACUGUUACCAAAUUGCUGCAGAAGGCCGGCCACCACAUGGAGCACACGCUGAUGGCCAGCUACGUGUGUCUGCUGAUCGGGUGGCUCGUCAUCGGCAGCGAGGAGAACGAAACCACCGUGCGGACGUACCUGCGCGAGGGCAACUUUGUGAUGAUGGUCAGCUCGCUGGAGAAGUACUACAACUUCCUCAAUCUGACCGCGAAUUCGGACGCCCUCAGCUUGCAGCACGUGCGCCAAACCAAGAACAUCAUCGACAAUCUGAAGCGGCUGGACGCGGCGGACCGUGUCCCGUCGUCGUCGUUGCAACAACCGGAAGCGUCCACCAGCGCUCAACCACAGGCGCCGCAGCAGCAGCCCCAUCGGUACGGCUCGAGGUCAUCGACCCGCGCCCACUACUGAUAGACCCGUUAGGACGACCCAUCUUCGUGUUUCUCCGUGUAGUUUUGAUUUUUUUUUUCUUUUAAUCUGUUUCCACCGGAAGUUGUGUAAUUUUACGCAGAGAGCAAAAAUUGUACAGAGCGCUAACUAAAUCAGCAAACAGAAAAAUGCCGUGUUUCUUUUUUUAUUUAUUUCUAAGACAUAAUUUGCUAGACUACUUCCGUCGUAGAAUAGAGUUGUGUGUUGAUUCCAAAGGAUCGCGCACUAGAUUUAGGCGCGUGGCGUAGUUCUACGUUCCGAGUGUAAAUAUAGUCGCCGAUAAGUAAAUAUAUAAAUAUAUUGUUUAAAUUAUUAAGAUGCAUAAUAGUGAGAACGUGAGAAGAAUUCUUUGGGAAAAAAAAAAUAAAAUAAAACAAAAGAACGUUUUUAAUAAAAUCGUACCGUAAUAAAA